Molecule: messenger RNA, 1854 nt
Organism: Acyrthosiphon pisum (pea aphid)
Lineage: Eukaryota; Metazoa; Arthropoda; Insecta; Hemiptera; Aphididae
Gene: Arf6
Product: ADP-ribosylation factor 6
Exons: 6
Coding region: 691-1218 (175 amino acids)
Molecular function (GO): GTPase activity; GTP binding
Source: RefSeq, a predicted model, not a curated record
ACGGCGUACUGAACAUCCGCCGCAGCAGUCUUUCGCUCCGGUAACACACAUACACAAUAAUAAUAUACAAUAUCACAAAUUCACAAUAUUCACAGUGAUAGAAAAAAACGAGAAAAAAUAUCGAAAACAAAAAAAAGACGGCGACAAACGUAAAAUCGAACGCGUUCCGUUUUUCCAACUUAUCAACCGUUGUCGGGCACGCCGUUGUUUUGUACUCGUCACCGUGUUUUUGUUCCUCCCGUUCCCGUGACUUUAUUGUUAUUAGAUUUUUAGAUUAAUCAUUUCUCCGCUCCCGUGGAUCAUAGUCCGCCACCGACUACGGCAAAUGCGCUAUUAUUGCUGGACGACGACGUUUGCGCCCCAAACCCGUUGAUUCCGUUAUCGCGCAUUGCACGCACUAUAUCGUAUAUCGUGCGGUACCCGAUAAAAUAUCGUGUAGUCCAGUGAUAUCAAACACGGGUGUCCGUCUGAAAGUGAUUGAAUAUUGAAAUCUCUCACGUACGCGGCGGUAACGUAAAAUCAAAAACCAAAUAUCGCCGCUGCCGUCGUCCCACUGCUGUGACACCGAGCGAGAUGACCGAAAAUCGUAACGCGACAGUAAUUAUUGAGCCCGCACAUCAAUAUUUGUCCUGAACAUUCGCUGCCCGCUUCCAUCGGUCCGUUGUAAAUGUUCACUGAUAAUCCAUCACUAUGGGAAAGCUGCUUUCCAAAAUUUUUGGUAACAAAGAGAUGAGAAUACUUAUGCUUGGUUUGGAUGCAGCUGGAAAAACUACUAUCUUGUACAAAUUAAAAUUGGGUCAAUCUGUGACGACAAUACCAACAGUUGGCUUCAAUGUAGAAACAGUGAUUUACAAAAACGUGAAAAUUAAUGUUUGGGACGUCGGGGGUCAAGACAAAAUACGUCCACUAUGGCGACACUACUAUACAGGCACACAAGGUUUGAUCUUUGUUGUGGAUUGUGCAGAUCGUGAUCGUAUAGAUGAAGCUAAGCAAGAGUUGCAUCGGAUAAUAAAUGACCGAGAGAUGAGGGAUGCAAUAAUUUUAAUAUUUGCCAACAAACAAGACUUGACCAAUGCAAUGAAACCACACGAAAUACAAGAAAAACUUGGACUAACCAGAAUACGGGAUAGAAAUUGGUAUGUUCAACCAUCGUGUGCUACCACAGGAGAUGGAUUACAUGAAGGCCUCGCUUGGCUCACAUCAAAUUUUAAACAAUGAUACCAAAGUAUAAUAGAAUAUUAUACUUAAUAUAUAAUCAUUAUUCAAUUUAAAAGAAGCUUAGGACUAAAAGAAAUUCCAAACGUACAAAUUGAGUACAUUACUAGUUGUUAAAUGUAAAAAUGAACAUCAAUAUUUCAACUAAGAUGUCCAUUUUAAUAUAUAACUACUCUUUGAGAGGACUGGCCUAAUAAAAUACUGAAUUAUUCACAAUUGUUUAUAAUAUUAUAAUUAUAAUUUGUAAUGUGUACUGAACAAAAUUGUCAUAAUAUGCUAAAACUGCCUAACUACUCUUUUGAUGUGUAUAUUUGUAAAUUGAUCCCCUAUCAGUAUCAGUAUACAUAUUAGCUUAAACAAUAAAAAGUAAGCAAUAUUAUAUUUAUACAUAUAAAUUAAUUAAUAAUUAUUUAAUAUUUGUUCUCGAGUUUAGAAUAUUUUAUUUAGGCCUGUAAAAUAGUAUAUUUAAUAUGUACUAAGUAUCAUAAUAUUUUAUACAUAAAUACAGUUCAUAAUAAUUAGGAUUUUAUUUAAAAAAAUUGUAAUAAUAUUGUUUCAUGCGUGGAAGAAUCCUAUUUUUUAUUUUUAUUGUUAUUUAUUAUUUUGUACAAAAUAUUGAAUAAAUAUAUAAAAAAAAAA